AAGGUUGUUGGUUUCGAUCAUCGACUUACAACAAUACAUUCGACUCGAAGAAUCAGUACAGCCUGUACUCGACGCAUCUCGGCAUCUCGGUCACCUUCCACCCGACUGCUUACCAUCGAAUCCUGUUUUGCGCGCAAGAGAUUGCAUAGCCCUAGCGUCACAGGCACACAAAAAGCACCCUAUUAAAGACCGACAGACCGCGACAGACAAGUGACCAUGUCAGAUAUCGACGACGAGUUGCUCGCCCUUGCUGGCGGUGACGCCUCCGACGAUAGCGGAGAUGAGGCUAUGGACAUGAGCAGGGACGAUUCCCGCUCCCCGUCACCAGAGCCUUCGAGGAAGAAGGAUACGUCUACCAGGGGAACGGCGAAGAAGUCAGUGGGGAGGAAACGUGCUAGAAGCGAUGACGAGUCGGAGGACGAGGGCCAGGCCUCUCCGCCGGGGUCCCCGGACUCCCAAGCUUCUGCCCCCAUGGACGAAUCAGACUCAGACUCAGAUGCCUCGCCGGCGAGGCGUAGUGUUGACGAUGAGGUGAACCAGUAUCCUGUCGACGGUCUCUUCCGCGACUACGAAGAGAAGGAGCAGAUCAUGAGCAUGCGCGAAAUCGAGAGGGAACAGAUCCUGGCCGAGCGUCGAGAGGAGGAUGAACGUAUCCGCCAGAACCGCAUGCUUCGCCAGCUAAAGGUCAACCAAGAGAAGAAACGCAAGGCAAGCCUAGCCGAGCUCGAUGAUUCAUCACGCAAGACAUCACGGGCUCGCACCAAGGCCGACGAUAAGAUGGAUUCCCUCCGGCGGGCCCGGGAGGAACGCUCCAACCGCAAGGAGCAGCGGGAGCGGGAGAAUGACCGUCGUAAGCGUUCGCCUUCAUACCGACGCAGCCCCGGUCGUGGCGAUGAUAGCGAUGUCGACUGGGAUGGCCCGAGCAAAAAGAAGCACAGGUCUCGUUCGCCAGGGAGCAGGGAGAGUCCGCCUGCCGAGCUUCGAGACUUCGAGCGUGUUCGUGUUGGCCGUAGUCGCUUUGCUGAGGUUGCUUUCUAUCCCGGCUUCGAUGAGGCUCUCACAGGAUGUUUUGUUCGCCUGAACAUUGGUCCCGAUCCCGAUACUCGCCAGGAUGUCUACCGUAUGGCUCUGAUUAAGGGUUUCACCACCGGUAAGGCUUACGCCUUGGAAGAUCAUCAAGGUCACCAAAUGGUCGUCGAUAUGUAUGUCAAGGCUGCUCACGGUAAAGCCGUUCGGGAGUGGCCUUUGAUCACAUGUUCCGACCGAAAGUUCACAGAUGCCGAGUACAACCGCUACAAACAAGUCUGUCUUGCCGAGGGUGUCCCCUUCCCGGACAAACAGACCCUUAUUGACAAGAUCGACGACAUCAACCGUCUCGUCCAGCGUACUUGGACCGAGCAGGAGCUCUCAGAAAAGCUCAAGCGUCAGAACGCGCUGCAGGCCAAGUUCUCUGGUGCCCAACGUGACUAUCUCAAGAAGCAGUUGGACCAUGCUCGACAGGCCAACGACGAAGCCGCCAUCGCCCGCUACGAGGAGCGUCUCGAGAAGCUCGAGGUGCCCCGCCUUGCCUUCCGCACCUCACUCACCAAGAAAGACGGCAAGAAGGAGCUGACCCAGCAAGAGAAGCUGGCGCUCAAGAACAUGGAGAACCGCAGACGCAACGCCGAAGAGGUGCGCAAGGCCCAGCUUCGCGAGCGCGCCAAGGCUCGUCAAAUCGAGAGGAAGAUUGAGCGUGGCGAGGCCGUUCAGGAGGACAUGAGCCGCAGGCUCAUCACCAGGCCCAAGUUCGUGCACGACUCGUCUGAGAAGGCCACCCCUAGUCCGUCCAAGGCUGGCACGCCCGCGCCAGGUACCCCAUCGAAGGGCGAGACCAAGAACAGCAACGGGGUGUUGCCGCAUAUUGCAAAGUUGCAGGAGCAGCACAGGCAGCAACAGAAGAAGAACGGCUUGCCGGUCAUUUCGGCGCCGCUGAUGGAUGAUGAGAUCAUUGGCGCGAUGGAUCUAGGCAUUGAUAUUGAGCUUUGAUGGAGAGAUCUGGGGUGAAAUUUCCGGGAAGUUAGUGAGAGCCUGGUCUAAGUUACAGACAUUCAUAGGCUUUCGGCCAGGGGCCCGCUAUCGAACUGCAUAGCUUUUGGGAAGGAAGACCGAUAUCACUUGGGGUCUAAGUUGAUAGUUCCAUAAAGCUUUUGGUCGUCUUGGCUCGGCUUCCAUUUGCUUGGCUGUUAUGAGCGAAAGGUUGGUCAGGCAGGCUGGGAACAAGCGUAGAGGUAACCUGAGCCCUACAUUGGUUACGGCAAAAUUAUGAAUAAAAAGCUUUGAGAAUAC
Neurospora tetraspora is the source of this 2325-nucleotide messenger RNA. RefSeq lists its product as uncharacterized. Bases 217 to 2025 code for a protein of 602 amino acids. NCBI's taxonomy places the organism in Eukaryota, Fungi, Ascomycota, Sordariomycetes, Sordariales, Sordariaceae. Gene Ontology annotation, cellular component: Cdc73/Paf1 complex. Gene Ontology annotation, molecular function: RNA polymerase II C-terminal domain phosphoserine binding; DNA binding. The transcript has 4 exons. The record is from RefSeq and is a predicted model, not a curated record.